This is a messenger RNA of Serinus canaria (Common canary), 2368 nucleotides long. It is a transcript of the gene MIPEP, whose product is annotated as mitochondrial intermediate peptidase. Gene Ontology annotation, cellular component: mitochondrion. Gene Ontology annotation, molecular function: metalloendopeptidase activity. The record is from RefSeq and is a predicted model, not a curated record. The coding region runs from base 95 to 2221 and encodes 708 amino acids. NCBI's taxonomy places the organism in Eukaryota, Metazoa, Chordata, Aves, Passeriformes, Fringillidae. The transcript is spliced from 19 exons. Gene Ontology annotation, biological process: peptide metabolic process.
CGGCCGAGCGGGCGUGCGGAGGCCGCGGCCGUGACGGGCCCGCUCCGCCGCUCCGCCGCUCUGCGCUCUGCUCCCUGCUCCGCUCCGCUCCGCCAUGCUGGGCGGCUGCCGGCGGGCGCUGCCCGCGGCGCUGGGCCGGGCGCUGCGGGGCCGGGCGGCGGGGCAGGGAGGCCGGGCCGUCAGCACCAGCUGGUGCCCCGUGGGUACCGCCUUCGAUGUGAAGCAGCAGCAGCAGCAGCCGCUGCGCGGCGGUGCGGCGGGCAGGGACACGGGUCUGUUUGGUGUUCCAGAACUGAGCUGUCCAGAAGGAUUUCAAGAAGCACAGGACAAAGCAUUGCAAGAAUCAGAGCAGCUUGUCCAGAAGGCAUGUUCAACACCACCUGGGCCAGAGACUGUAAUGAUCUUUGAUCAGCUUUCAGACAGCCUGUGCAGAGUGGCAGACUUGGCUGAUUUUGUAAAAGUUGCCCACCCUGACUUUGCAUUCAGAGAGGCUGCUGAAGAAGCUUGCAGAAACAUUGGUACUGUGGUAGAGAAAUUAAAUACAGAUGUUGAACUGUGUCAGAGUCUGAGACGUCUGCUAGCUGAUGAAACUGUAUUGAGUUCCUUAGAUCCAGAAACCAGGCGAGUGGCAGAACUUUUUAUGUUUGAUUUUGAGAUCAGUGGCAUUCAUUUGGAUGAAGAAAAGCGUAAAAAGGCAGUCGACCUCAAUGUCAGAAUAUUGGAUUUAUGUAAUGAAUUUCUGAUAGGAACUCACAUUCCCAACAAGAUUGACAAACAUGUGUUGCCAGAGCACAUUCGGUAUAAUUUUACAGCUGAAGGCAAUUACCUACGAAUUGCUGGUCUGCAUGCUGAUUGUCCUGAUGAUCUGGUGCGAGAAGCUGCUUACAAGAUUUUUCUGCACUCCAACACUCAGCAGCUGGCUCGACUGGAGGAGUUGCUUGCAAGCCGGAACAGCCUGGCACAGCUGGUUGGCUACGACACCUUUGCCCACAGGGCUCUUCAGGGAACAAUGGCCAAAAAUCCAGAAACAGUAAGACAAUUUCUGGAGAAGCUUUCUGAGCAGUUGUCUAAAAGAACUAAAAAAGACUUUGAAAUGAUGACAAAGAUGAAAAUGAAGCUCAAUCCCCAUAAUUCAAUGCUGAUGCCAUGGGAUCACCCGUAUUACAGUGGAGUCCUUCGUGCUGAGAGGUACAACAUUGAUCCUGGCUUGUACUGUCCAUUUUUCUCUCUUGGGGCAUGCAUGGAAGGUUUGAACUCUUUGUUCAGUCAGCUCCUAGGGAUCUCUCUCUAUGCUGAACAGACAAAGAGAGGAGAGAUUUGGUCUGAAGAUGUUCGAAAGUUGGCAGUUGUUCAUGAAACUGAAGGUUUGCUAGGGUACAUCUAUUGUGACUUCUUUCAGCGACCUGAUAAACCUCAUCAGGACUGUCACUUUACAGUUCGAGGAGGCAGGCUAAAGGAGAAUGGAGAGUACCAGCUACCUGUAGUCGUUCUUAUGCUGAGCCUUCCCAAUUCAGCAAGGGGUGCACCAACGCUGCUAAGUCCUGGCAUGAUGGAGAAUCUGUUCCAUGAAAUGGGACAUGCUAUGCAUUCUAUGCUGGGGAGAACUCGGUACCAACAUGUCACUGGAACCAGAUGUGCUACUGAUUUUGCUGAAGUUCCCUCAAUUCUGAUGGAGUACUUUGCAAAUGACUAUCGAGUCGUUAACCAGUUUGCAAGGCAUUAUAAAACAGGACAGCCACUACCAAAAAACAUGGUGUCAAGACUAUGUGAGUCCAAAAAGGUGUGUGCUGCAGCUGAUAUGCAGCUCCAGGUUUUUUAUGCUGUCUUGGACCAAAUCUACCAUGGUAAACAUCCUCUAAACAAGUCAACCACAGAAAUUUUAAAGGAAACACAGGAGAAGGUUUAUGGAUUGCCAUAUGUACCCAAUACAGCCUGGCAGCUGCGAUUCAGUCACCUGGUGGGCUACGGUGCCAAAUACUACUCCUACCUCAUGUCCAGGGCUGUCGCCUCUAUGGUGUGGAAACAGUGCUUUGCUCAGAACCCAUUUGAUAGGGCAAUGGGGGAGCGCUAUCGUAGAGAGAUGCUGGCACAUGGCGGUGGAAAGGAGCCCAUGCUGAUGGUGCAAGGUAUGCUGCAGAAAUCCCCUUCAGUUGAAGAUUUUGUGGAUGCCCUUGUUUCAGACUUAGACCAUGACUUUGAAACUUUUAUCAUGGACUCAUAACAACAGAACUGAAUUCUUUUACGGAAGAUUGCGUAUGUCUUCAAAAUUGUGGAUAAAAUAUUUUUGUGACUGGUUUUGCUUUUUGGUGAACACUUUUAGAGUUUGACUGUUCAUGUUGGUGGAACGCUAAUAAAUACUUUCAUUGGA